UCUCCUUCCCUAAAUAUCUCAAGCCUUUGCUUGGGUUACCGAAAAUAUGCCUUUAGGCUGACAUGCUAUGAGUUCUCGAACUUGGAGAAAUUUCUGAACCAGAAAUCAGUUAGGGAUUCACAUGAUGUUGGGGAUAUAAGCUUUGUGUUCUGUAGCCCUACAGUGCAUCAGGCCCUGCAGAUGGACUGGAUGAGGAAUCUCGAACCUGGCAUUCCUGCUCUCCUUGAGUAUGGAAUUAAGAUGCUUGUGUAUGCUGGAGAAUAUGAUCUUAUAUGCAACUGGCUAGGAAAUUCCAGAUGGGUUCAUGCUAUGGAAUGGUCUGGUCAGAAAGAUUAUGUGGCGUCUCCUGAAGUUCCUUUUGAAGUUGAUGGUUCAGAAGCCGGAGUAUUGAGAAGCCAUGGGCCUUUUGCUUUUCUCAAGGUCCACGAUGCAGGACACAUGGUUCCCAUGGAACAGCCCAAGGCUUCAUUAGAGAUGCUGAAGAGGUGGAUUCAAGGAAAACUAUCUGAAUCUGAGGGCACAGCUGAUCCAAAAGAGUUGGUUUCUGAGAUGUAAUAGACUGUUAUUUGGUAUGUAAGAGCUAUCUUUUUAUGUGGUUUUCUUGGUUUUCCAAUGUAGCUGUAAAUAUUUGCUGUUGGUUGAAACAGACUUCUGGCUGAUGGAUAAGAAGGUUAACAAAUGCUUAAAUCAACGAGAACUGUUUUUGCCUC
This is a messenger RNA of Hevea brasiliensis (rubber tree), 710 nucleotides long. Its product is annotated as serine carboxypeptidase-like. Gene Ontology annotation, molecular function: serine-type carboxypeptidase activity. The transcript is spliced from 3 exons. Gene Ontology annotation, biological process: proteolysis. NCBI's taxonomy places the organism in Eukaryota, Viridiplantae, Streptophyta, Magnoliopsida, Malpighiales, Euphorbiaceae. The record is from RefSeq and is a predicted model, not a curated record. The annotation marks the transcript as partial.